Messenger RNA from Rhopilema esculentum, 1363 nucleotides. RefSeq names its product ketimine reductase mu-crystallin-like. NCBI's taxonomy places the organism in Eukaryota, Metazoa, Cnidaria, Scyphozoa, Rhizostomeae, Rhizostomatidae. Gene Ontology annotation, cellular component: cytoplasm. The record is from RefSeq and is a predicted model, not a curated record. Gene Ontology annotation, molecular function: hormone binding.
UAAACAAAUAAAAUAAACUUAUUCCUGAUUCCAAAAAUAAGCUGAUUCCAAAAACUUUCUGCAAAUGGCGGGAAAUCCAUUGGAGGACGAAAGAUUUCAGAACGAGACUGUUUAAGCGCUGCAUUUGCAGUACGAAGCGGAGUGUAUGGGCCUUGCCUCGAAAAGUCAGGAUGUCAGCGAGCUCUUUAAGGUUUAUAGACAGCAAAUCAGUCAAUUUAUUCCUAGACCGCAAAGAUUUAAUUGAUUUCAUUGAAAAGGGUCUGAAGAAUUUCUCUGGAAAGUUUCCUGGCGAUGAUGGAGGCGUUGUGCAACCCGUGCGGACAGCUGUUGACGUGAAAGAAUAUGGAGGUGUAUUGCUGUCAAUGCCUGCUUAUUCUUCCAAUGAUGGCAUUUUAUCAACCAAACUUGUAUCACUCUACAGUGAAAAUUCUGAGCUUGGCUUGCCAUCUCACCAAGGAGUGGUGGUGAGUUUUGAUCCAAAAACUGGAACACCUUCAGCUGUAUUGGAUGCAGAGUCAAUUACAAAUUUAAGGACAGCUGCUGCAACUGCAGUUGCAACAAAGCAUCUGGCUUCUCCUGAUGCAAAAGUUCUUGCUAUAAUCGGAUGUGGUCAUCAAGCACAAAGUCAUAUUGAGCUUCUAAAGUAUGUGAAAGAGUUUUCAGAGAUAAGAGUUUGGAGCAGAAACUUUGAUAAAGCGAAAUAUGAAAAAGUAAAUGCAAAGCCAUGUGAAAGUGUAGAAGUGGCUGUAAAAGAUGCUGAUGUCAUUGUCACUGUGACACUUUCAAAAGUUCCAGUUGUCUUUGGGAAAUGGACAAAGCAAAAUUGUCUCAUAAAUAUUAUUGGCGCCUGUCGACCAGAUUGGCGGGAAGUUGAUGAUGACAUCAUGCAAAACAGCCAGGUCAUAGUUGAUACAACAGAAGGGGCGCUUAAAGAGUCUGGCGAUGUCAUCCUUUCUAAAGCAGAAAUAUUGGGAGAGCUUGGGAAUGUUAUUUCAGGGUCCAUUCAAAUCGACUUCUCAAAACGCCGAGUCUUCAAGUCACUUGGUAUGGCAUUAGAAGAUGGCAUUGCUGCGAAAAUUGUUCUUGAAAAUAUGCACAAACACGCUGAUAAGUAAAACAGAAGAUAUAUUUCGUUGCCAAGGUGAUCUGCCUCGGGUUCAUAGUAAGAGACCUUCGCUUACCUUUGAUCUAGUUUCUAUUGAUCCUCUGAUUGUCUUUUUUGUAAGGAAAGUUUCUAAAAUUGAUAGUUAUACUUUAUGUAAUACUCUCAUCAUUGUAAUUUUUUAUCAACGUAGAUAUUCUUUAUUUGCCUGCUAUGUGUAUAUUAUUUCCGACGCAGAAUCUCGUAAUACACACCUGUUUA